Zymoseptoria tritici IPO323 is the source of this 782-nucleotide messenger RNA. RefSeq names its product 60S ribosomal protein L17. The record is from RefSeq and is a predicted model, not a curated record. Gene Ontology annotation, biological process: cytoplasmic translation. The transcript is spliced from 3 exons. Gene Ontology annotation, cellular component: ribosome; cytosolic large ribosomal subunit. Lineage: Eukaryota; Fungi; Ascomycota; Dothideomycetes; Mycosphaerellales; Mycosphaerellaceae. Gene Ontology annotation, molecular function: structural constituent of ribosome. Bases 32 to 592 code for a protein of 186 amino acids.
AUACCAUUCUCUCGCCCACACAUCCGCCAAAAUGGUCCGCUACGCUGCGACCGAGAUCGAAUCCGCUAAGAGCGCCCGCGCUCGUGGCUCUUACCUGAGAGUCAGCUUCAAGAAUACUCGCGAGACCGCCCAGGCCAUCAACGGCUGGAAGCUUCAGCGCGCCCUCACCUACCUCCAGAACGUCCAGGAGAAGAGCGAGGCUGUGCCAAUGAGGAGAUAUGCCGGGAGCACUGGCCGUACUGCCCAAGGCAAGCAGUUCGGUGUGAGCAAGGCUCGCUGGCCCGUCAAGAGCGCCGAGUUUCUCUCGUCGCUCCUCAAGAACGCCGAGGCCAACGCCGACACCAAGGGUCUGGACACCAGCAACUUGAUUGUGAAGCACAUUCAGGUCAACCAGGCACCAAAGCAGCGCCGCCGCACAUACCGCGCUCACGGAAGAAUCAACCCAUACAUGUCCAACCCAUGCCACAUCGAGUUGAUCCUCACCGAGGGCGAGGAGGUCGUCCAGAAGGCCCCAGACACUCUCGCCCGCCAGGCUCACCUGAACUCCCGACAACGCGCCCAGCGUACUCGCAAGGCUAUCGCCGCCGCAUAGGGGAGUGUCGCAUUGGAAAGUGGAGUUCACAUUCGGAUCGGGUUUGGCGCACGCAAUUCGCUCAUGAUAGCGAUCAGGAAAGGGUAUUGCAAAAGACGCAUGGUGCCAAUACGCUCACGCAGAAAGCGAUCUGCUCCUGCCUUCCGCAGCAGUGUCUCUCUCGGACGAAUCAAAAAGCCGUCUACAACGA